Messenger RNA from Punica granatum (pomegranate), 506 nucleotides. The record is from RefSeq and is a predicted model, not a curated record. Lineage: Eukaryota; Viridiplantae; Streptophyta; Magnoliopsida; Myrtales; Lythraceae.
CAGUACCUGAAUGAGAGGGAACAUAUCAUCAGACCACCUCUGUCAUCAUCUUAUUCCAAACAUCAUCAAAGCACACAGGACAACAAAACAAAGUUUGCCUUCCUCUGGUUGUGUUUUGGUUCCAAAGAUGGCCAAGACUGAGACACAGCAGAACCAACCUCAGCCUCCCCCAGGAUAUCCGACCGAGAAUCCACCCGUUAAGGGGCGGAAGAAGUUCUUCAGUCGCUCGAAGCCCAAGGGAGAGAGAGGCUUCCUUGAAGGAUGCCUCUUCGCGCUGUGUUGUUGCUGGAUCUGUGAAGAAUGCUGCUUCUAAAUGACGAACCUAUCUAGCUAAUACCAUCAUAUAUAUAUAUAUAUACAUUGAUUACUAAGGGUUUGGGUUUUCACUGUGUGUGGGGUUAUGUACCGUAAAAACCCGUGACAGUUGUGCCAUUAUAUUUAGCUUGCCGUAAGAAAUUAUUCUUCUUGAUUGGAAUUACUAUAUACAACAUCAAGUUCUGCUUUUA